Molecule: messenger RNA, 567 nt
Organism: Mesocricetus auratus (golden hamster)
Lineage: Eukaryota; Metazoa; Chordata; Mammalia; Rodentia; Cricetidae
Gene: Fxyd3
Product: FXYD domain containing ion transport regulator 3
Exons: 8
Coding region: 121-387 (88 amino acids)
Biological process (GO): regulation of sodium ion transmembrane transporter activity
Cellular component (GO): membrane
Molecular function (GO): sodium channel regulator activity
Source: RefSeq, a predicted model, not a curated record
CCAGGUUUGCCUAGGGCGUGGCAGCUGUGGAUAAAGGCUGCCCAGGCUUGGCAGUCCGCAUUCUGCCUUCUCCCGGAACCACCUCUCAGCCUGUGGAGCUACUCAGACACGCGCUACAACAUGCACGAGGUGGCUCUGAGCCUGCUGGCCCUCCUAGCAGGCCUGCCUUCUCUGGAUGCCAAUGACCCCGAAGAUAAGGACAGCCCUUUCUACUAUGAUUGGUACAGCCUCCGAGUCGGCGGGCUCAUCUGUGCAGGGAUUCUCUGUGCUGUGGGCAUCAUUGUCCUUAUGAGUGGAAAGUGUAAAUGCAAGUUCAGCCAGAAGCCCAGUCACCGUCCAGGGGAGGGGCCACCUCUCAUCACACCAGGCUCUGCUCACAAUUGCUGAAGAUGAACAGAAUGCCUUUGAGCCCAGGUCCUGGCUCUGGAAGUGGGCCUGAACUCCAAGAUGGCCGUACUGUCGGUUCCUGACUCUGCCUUGCCCAGCGCCUCGUCUUACCUCUCUCAUGGUAGCAGGCUCUUUGUUCAGCUUUUAAUCUAAAAUAAUUUUUACAUCGUGCUCAGGUGA